Messenger RNA from Brachypodium distachyon (stiff brome), 2936 nucleotides. RefSeq names its product putative respiratory burst oxidase homolog protein H. Bases 181 to 2718 code for a protein of 845 amino acids. The record is from RefSeq and is a predicted model, not a curated record. Gene Ontology annotation, cellular component: plasma membrane. Gene Ontology annotation, molecular function: calcium ion binding; NAD(P)H oxidase H2O2-forming activity; peroxidase activity. Lineage: Eukaryota; Viridiplantae; Streptophyta; Magnoliopsida; Poales; Poaceae. The transcript has 14 exons.
CCCGCCAUAUCUGUCUCCUUCCUUCCGCCCUCCCCACCCCUCCAAAGAAUUUGCAGCAGCAGUAGGCUAGCACGUCCACCCCACCUCUCCCCAUUUACCGGUGGGGUCCCGCCGCCAGCUGCUGGAGCCGCCGGCAUUGUGCUUUCCGAAGGCCGGUCGGUUUGGAUCACGACGGACGGGAUGGCGUCGCCGGGUGGCGGGUACUCGGAUCGGCCGCCGGCCCUGGACGGGAUCACCGUGGAAGGAGCGAGCGGCAGGCCGCCGCUGCCGCGGCCGCCGGGGUUCGCGCGCGGGCUGCUGAAGCAGCCGUCGCGGCUGGCGUCCGGGGUGCGGCAGUUCGCGUCCAAGGUGUCGAUGAAGGUGCCGGAAGGGGUGGCCGGCCCAUGGGGCGCGGGCCGGAACAUGACGCGGAUGCAGUCCAGCGCGCAGAUGGGCCUCCGCGGGCUGCGCUUCCUCGACAAGACCUCCGGCGGCAAGGAAGGGUGGAAGGCCGUCGAGCGCCGCUUCGAGGAGAUGAACAAGGCCGGCCGCAUCCCCAAGGAGAGCUUCGGCAAGUGCAUCGGCAUGGGGGACUCCAAGGAGUUCGCCGGCGAGCUGUUCGUGACGCUGUCGAGGCGGAGGCACAUCGAGCCGGAGGAGGGCAUCAACAAGGAGCAGCUCAAGGAAUUCUGGGAGGAGAUGACCGACCAGAACUUCGACUCGAGGCUGCGCAUUUUCUUUGACAUGUGCGACAAGAACGGCGACGGGAUGCUCACAGAAGAUGAGGUCAAAGAGGUUAUUAUAUUGAGCGCGUCGGCGAACAAGCUGGCCAAGCUCAAGGGCCACGCGGCGACCUACGCGUCUCUGAUCAUGGAGGAGCUCGACCCCGACGACCGCGGCUACAUCGAGAUUUGGCAGCUGGAGACGCUGCUGCGUGGGAUGGUGAGCGCGCAGGCGCCGGAGGCGAAGCUGAAGCGGACGACGUCGAGCCUGGCGAGGACGAUGAUCCCGUCGCGGUACCGGAGCCCGCUGAAGCGUCACGUGUCCCGGACGGUGGACUUCGUCCACGAGAACUGGAAGCGGAUAUGGCUCGUCACGCUGUGGCUGGCCGUCAACCUGGCCCUGUUCGUGUACAAGUUCGAGCAGUACAAGCGGCGGUCCUCGUUCCAGGUGAUGGGCUACUGCGUGUGCAUCGCCAAGGGCGCCGCCGAGACGCUCAAGCUCAACAUGGCGCUCAUCCUCCUCCCGGUGUGCCGGAACACGCUCACCACGCUCCGCUCCACCGCACUCAGCCGGGUCAUCCCCUUCGACGACAACAUCAACUUCCACAAGGUCCUCGCGGGCGCCAUCGCCGUCGCCACGACGGUCCACACGCUCGCCCACGUUACCUGCGACUUCCCCAGGCUGGUCUCCUGCCCGAGUGACAAGUUCAUGGCCACCUUGGGGCCCAACUUCAGCUUCAGGCAGCCGACGUACCCGGACCUGCUGGCCAGCGCGCCGGGGGUCACCGGCAUCCUCAUGAUCAUCAUCAUGUCCUUCUCCUUCACUCUGGCCAUGCACUCCUUCAGGCGGAGCGUCGUCAAGCUGCCGUCGCCGCUGCACCACUUGGCUGGCUUCAACGCCUUCUGGUACGCGCACCACUUGCUGGUACUCGCCUAUGUCCUCCUCGUGGUGCAUUCCUACUUCAUGUUCCUCACCAGGGUGUGGUACAAGAAGACGACAUGGAUGUACCUGAUAGUCCCUGUACUCUUCUAUGCCUGCGAGAGAAUCAUCAGAAAAGUUCGCGAGAACAACUACCGUGUGAGCAUUCUCAAGGCUGCAAUUUAUCCAGGAAAUGUGCUCUCUCUGCACAUGAAGAAGCCACCGGGUUUCAAGUACAAGAGCGGGAUGUACCUGUUUGUGAAAUGCCCUGACGUCUCACCAUUCGAAUGGCAUCCGUUCUCCAUCACUUCUGCGCCUGGAGAUGACUACCUGAGCGUGCAUAUCCGUACGCUAGGUGACUGGACGUCUGAACUCAGAAACUUGUUCGGAAAGUGUUGCCAAGCACAAGUUACUUCCAAGAAGGCUACCCUUUCAAGACUGGAAACUACAGUAGUUGCAGACUCUCAGACAGAGGAUACUAGGUUUCCUAAGGUCUUUAUUGAUGGCCCUUAUGGUGCACCCGCACAAAAUUACAAGAAAUAUGACAUUCUUUUGCUUAUCGGUCUUGGAAUCGGUGCCACUCCUUUCAUUAGCAUACUGAAAGAUCUCUUGAACAACAUAAAGUCCAACGAAGAGGUAGAAAGCAUACACGGUUCUGAGAUAGGCAGCUUCAAGAACACUGGACCAGGGAGAGCUUACUUCUACUGGGUCACCAGGGAGCAAGGAUCAUUCGACUGGUUCAAAGGAGUCAUGAACGAUGUUGCUGACAGCGAUCACACUAAUGUCAUCGAGAUGCACAAUUACCUCACCAGCGUGUAUGAAGAAGGUGACGCAAGGUCAGCACUGAUUGCCAUGGUUCAGUCACUCCAACAUGCCAAAAAUGGUGUGGAUAUCGUCUCUGGAAGCAAGAUUCGGACACAUUUUGCAAGACCGAACUGGAGAAAGGUGUUCUCUGAUUUGGCCAAUGCCCACAAGAACUCUCGUAUUGGUGUUUUUUACUGUGGGUCUCCAACGCUCACGAAACAACUCAAGGAUCUUUCAAAAGAAUUCAGUCAGACGACCACAACUAGGUUCCAUUUCCACAAGGAAAACUUCUAAUACGUACCAGAAGAAUUUUAAACAGUCCACAGAUAUACUUGUAUAGGAAAAGUACAAUAGCAUCCGGAUAGAAAAUAUAGCAUUACAGGUUUUGUUUUAUGCUGGGUUGUACAAAGUAUGUUGAAAGCUAGUGUCGGCAGCAUACAUAGACCAGAAUAUAUUAGAGAACUCUAUAUUGAAACAGUGAGAUUGGUUGUUAAAAUUAUUGAGUUCCGAGU